AUGUCUAUCACCGCCGACGGCAUCUACGCCGCUCUGCCCACGACCACCAGAGGCCAACCUACGCCUCUGUCAGCCGACUCGAAAGGCGAACGAAUAGCCUAUGCCUCCAACAAAUCCAUCUUCCUGCGGUCCAUCGACAGCCCUGCCAUUUCCACUCAGUACACGCAACACACAGCCACUACAUCUGUCGCUCGAUUCUCUCCGUCCGGGUUCUACGUCGCUUCGGGAGACGCUUCCGGCAUCGUGAGGGUGUGGGACAGUUCUCCCAAUGGCUCUGGAGUCACCAAGGGGGAAUAUGCUAUUAUAUCUGGUCGCAUCAACGACAUUGCGUGGGACGGUGACAGCCAGCGUAUAAUCGCUGUGGGCGACGGGAAGCAACGGUACGGGCAUUGCAUCACUGCAGACUCGGGUAAUACCGUGGGCGAAAUAAGCGGACAUUCUGCACAGGUCAGUGCUGUGAGUAUACGACAACAGCGACCCUUGAGAGCAGCUACAGCAGGCGAUGACAAGAAUCUGGUCUUCUACCAUGGAGCACCAUUCAAAUUCAAUGGCAUUCCUGGUCGAGGGAAUCACACGAACUUCGUUUAUGGCGUGGCCUUCUCGCCAGAUGGGAACCAUUUACUAAGUGUCGGGGGCGACAAGAAGAUCUUCGUCUAUGACGGGAAAUCAGGAGAGGUCAAGACCGAGAUCAGCGACGGCGCAGAGGGCCACAAUGGAAGUAUUUUCGGUGUGUCGUGGUCCAAGGAUUCAAAGAACUUCGUCACCUGCUCUGCUGACCGGACCGUUAAAACCUGGGACGUCGAGGCCGGCAGGGUAACUCAGACCUGGUCGCUCAGCGAUACUGUCAAUGUUUCUGAUCAGCAGGUCGGCGUCGUUUGGCCUGCGGGUAGAUCGGACGGUCUGAUCAUCUCGCUUUCCCUCAGUGGACAGCUAAACUACCUGAAUACCAACUCCGGGACACCAACCAAAGUCAUUUCAGGCCAUCAGAAGAACAUCACCGCACUGGCGACAUCGGGCGAGGGAGCGUCUACAACACUAUGGACCGGUAGCGCCGAAGGCCGCAUAGUGUCAUGGGAUGCCGCAAACGGGACAGCGGAGACAGUCGACGGUGAAGGGCAUACUAACAUCGUCUCGGGCGUGGCGGUUUCUACCGCAGACAAACACCCCCAAAUCUACUCCGUUGGCUGGGAUGACACCCUUCGAACUGUCGACGCCGGCGCAAAGACGUUCACCGGAAAGCCAGUAUCCCUCUCAUCGCAGCCUAAAGCCAUAACGACCGUGGACGGACUGGUCGUCGUUGCACAGCUCGAAAGUGUCAUUGUGUACUGCGACAGUGAGGAAGACGGCGAGCUCCCGCUCAAAUCGACACCCACCUCGCUUGCCUCGUCCGGCAGCACAGUUGCCAUCGGCUCGCAAGAUUCCAGCCUGCGGUUAUUCUCCGUGGUGCCGGGCAAAGCACCCAAGCAAAUUACGGUGGUGGAGCAAGUCUCUGCGACACCACUAACCGCGAUCUCCUUCUCCGCCGACGGCACUCUGGUCGCGACAGGAACGGCCGCAGGCAAGAUUUUCGUGUACAAGGUCGCCGGUGGUGGACUGACAGGUCUCAUGACCGGUGCGGCGUCGCUGGAGCUGGUGACUGAUCGCUGGAGCGCGCAUACGGGGAAGAUCACGGCCAUCGCGUGGAACCCUGAGGGCACGGGAGCUGUCUCCGGCAGUUUAGAUACCAAUCUCUUUGUCUGGAGUCUCAAAGAGCCGGGUAAGCGUACCAAGGAGACCAACGCUCACAAGGAAGGUGUCAAUGGUGUCGUUUGGGUGGGUGAUACUGUUUACAGUACCGGUGCUGAUGCUGCAGUUAAGAAGUGGAAGGUCAAGAUCGCUUGA
Exophiala aquamarina CBS 119918 is the source of this 1881-nucleotide messenger RNA. RefSeq lists its product as uncharacterized. Gene Ontology annotation, cellular component: cortical actin cytoskeleton. The transcript is spliced from 2 exons. The record is from RefSeq and is a predicted model, not a curated record. Gene Ontology annotation, molecular function: actin filament binding. Lineage: Eukaryota; Fungi; Ascomycota; Eurotiomycetes; Chaetothyriales; Herpotrichiellaceae. Gene Ontology annotation, biological process: positive regulation of actin filament depolymerization; actin filament depolymerization. The coding region runs from base 1 to 1881 and encodes 626 amino acids.